This is a messenger RNA of Zonotrichia leucophrys gambelii, 1384 nucleotides long. It is a transcript of the gene JOSD2, whose product is annotated as Josephin domain containing 2. Gene Ontology annotation, biological process: protein deubiquitination. Gene Ontology annotation, molecular function: cysteine-type deubiquitinase activity. NCBI's taxonomy places the organism in Eukaryota, Metazoa, Chordata, Aves, Passeriformes, Passerellidae. The record is from RefSeq and is a predicted model, not a curated record. The coding region runs from base 39 to 680 and encodes 213 amino acids. The transcript is spliced from 5 exons.
GAGUUGUAGUCCGCGGCCCUGAGGGGGCAGAGGCCGCCAUGGCCCUAGAGGACGCGCAGGCCCCCCUGGAUUUGCGGGGGGUCCUGGGGGACCAGGAGCUCCCCGAUGUGGGGGGGGGGCUGCCCGGAUUUGGGUCUGGGGUCCCGGGGGUGCCGUACCACGAGCGGCAGCGCCGGCAGCUCUGCGCCCUGCACGCCCUCAACAACCUCCUGCAGCGGCCCUGGCUCAGCCAGGCCCAGGCCGACCGCAUCUGCCAGCGGUUGGCCCCAAAUUCGCGGCCCAACCCCCACCGGAGCCUGCUGGGAUUGGGCAAUUAUGACGUCAACGUGGUGAUGGCGGCGCUGGGCAUGCUGGGAUUGGCGGCCGUGUGGUGGGACAAGAGGCGCCCCCUGGAGCGGCUGUGCGUGCCCCGCGUGCUCGGUUUCCUCCUCAAUGUCCCCUCGCGGGUGACGCUGGGGGCGCUGGCGCUGCCCCUGAGCCGCCCGCACUGGCUCUGCGUGCGCCCCUUCGGCCCCGCCUUCUACAACCUGGACUCCAAGCUGGCCACGCCCACCCGCAUCGGGGCGGAGCCGCAGCUCAGGGAGUUCCUGCGCUCGGCGCUGGCCCCGGCUCCCUCCGAGCUCUUCCUGGUGGUGUCGCGCGACGUGGAGGAGGCGGGGACGUGGCUGAGCCCCGAGUGACACCUGGGGACACCUGGGGACACCUGAGUGACACCUGGGGACACCUGGGGACACCUGAGUGACACCUGGGGACAGCUGGGGACACACCUGGGGACAGCUGGGGACACCUGGGGACACCUGGGCACACCUGGGGACACCUGAGUGACACCUGGGGACAGCUGGGGACACACCUGGGGACAGCUGGGCACACCUGGGGACACCUGGGGACACCUGGGGACAGCUGGGGACACACCUGGGGACACACCUGGGGACAGCUGGGCACACCUGGGGACAGCUGGGGACACCUGGGGGACACCUGGGGACAGCUGGGGACACACCUGCGGACACCUGGGCACACCUGGGGACACCUGGGGACACCUGGGGACACCUGGAGGAAACCUGGGGACACCUGAGUGACACCUGGGGACACACCUGGGCACACCUGGGGACACCUGGAGGAAACCUGGGGACAGCUGGGGACACCUGGGGGCACCUGAGUGACACCUGGGCACACCUGAGUGACACCUGGGGACACACCUGGGCACACCUGGGGACAGCUGGGGGACACCUGAGGGACACCUGGGGACACACCUGGAGACACACCUGAGGGACACCUGGGUGUCACUUGGGGACACUUGGAUGGCAUCUAGGUGGCACCUGUGGACACCUGCGCACCUCCGUGGCAUCAAAUCCAUCCCAGAAAGGAUUAAAAGCGAUCGGUGGCA